Messenger RNA from Hemicordylus capensis (graceful crag lizard), 7145 nucleotides. Its product is annotated as zinc finger protein 420-like. The coding region runs from base 770 to 2338 and encodes 522 amino acids. The transcript has 3 exons. The record is from RefSeq and is a predicted model, not a curated record. Lineage: Eukaryota; Metazoa; Chordata; Lepidosauria; Squamata; Cordylidae.
CCCAGGGCUGCAGAGGGGGAGAAAUGUAAGGCAGGCGGCAAGUGAGAAGAAAGAAGGGAGGGACCCUGAGCGGGAGAGCAGCUCAGUUUGUGAAUGGAGAGGAAAGGCAACAACUGCUUGGGAGGAGCGCGGUGGAAAAGGAAAACGAGUUAUUCUGCUUUUGAUUUCGCUCCCCAGGGAAGGAUGGCGCUGCAGUAGCUUUCCUUUUCCAUCCUGAUCCUGGUUUUCUACAUCGCUGUGCUCAGAGGAGUUCAAGGGGGAACUGCGGGCCACUUCGUCUGCUGGUGAACUUCGCUAUGAGGGGCGGGGAAGGAGAGGAUAUAGAUAUAUAGACACCGCCCAGAGCCUCUGGAUGGAGCGGUCUAUAAAUGUAAUAAAUAAAUAAUGAGUUGCCCACAGGAAGGCUGGAAAUGCUUAGAAGAUCCUACAGGACAAGACUAACCACCUCAUCUUAAAUAUCUUUUCUGGGAGAUGAUGAGAAGGAGAGUGAGGGAGAGCCAUGCUGGAUGCUUCUUCAAAACUACCAGAUGCAAAGAGGGAGGGCAGCAGAAAAAGAAAGUGGAAGCAAAACAGAAGGGGCGAAUUGAAUCCUCAGCUUCUCACGAUGGUGUCCUCCAUAUGAAAUCCCAAUCCAAGAAAAAAUAGAGGAAGUAAAGAAAAGAAUUAAUUGCACUGUGGGGGUGGGGGGACAUUCACUGGUAAAUUAAUCUUUAAAGCUCAUUGGAAAAUCCACACAGGACAGAAAACAUAUCCAUGCUUGGUGUGAGGAAUGAGCUUCAGAAUGAGCAGAAUCCUGAUAUCGCAUCAGAGAAUCCUCACAGAGGAGAAGCCCUAUGAAUGCUUUGACUGCAACAUGAGAUUUUUUACAAAAUCAAAGCUUAGGAAACACCAAAGAACUCACACAGGAGAGAAACCAUUUAAAUGUUUGGACUGUGAAAAGAAGUUCUGUCGCGGUGACACUCUAAUUGAACAUCAAAGAAUCCACACAGGGGAGAAACCAUAUCAAUGCUUGGAGUGUGGAAAAAGCUUUAGGAUGAAUUCAGGCCUGACAUUGCAUCAAAGAAUCCACACAGGGGAGAAGCCAUAUCAAUGCUUGGAGUGUGGAAAGAGCUUCAGGCAGCACUCGGGCCUCACAACGCAUCAAAGAAUCCACACAGGGGAGAGGCCAUACAGAUGUUUGGAAUGUGGAAAAAGUUUCAAUGUGAGUACACAUCUUACUUCACAUAAACAGAUUCACAGAGGGGAAAAACCUUAUAAAUGUUUGGAAUGUGGAAAGAGUUUCAUUAGGAAUAUGGCAUUAACUAGACAUCAAAGAACGCAUACUGGAGAGAAACCAUAUCAAUGCUUGUUGUGUAAAAAAAGCUUCACUCGAGCUGACUACCUCACAGUGCAUCAAAGAAUCCACACAGGAGAGAAACCAUUUAAAUGCUUGGAGUGUGGAAAGUGUUUCAGGCAGAGCUCAGUGCUAACAGUACAUCAAAGAUUGCAUAGAGGGGAGAAGCCAUAUCAGUGCUUGGAGUGUGGAAGGAGCUUCAGUCGGAGCACAGGCUUAACAGUACAUCAAAUAAUCCAUAAAGGGGAGAAGCCAUGUCAGUGCUUGGAGUGUGGAAAAUUCUUCCGUCGGAACACAGAACUAACCAUACACCAAAGAAUUCAUACAGGGGAGAAGCCAUAUCAGUGCUUGGAGUGUGGAAAGAGCUUCAGACAGAAUGCAGGCCUCACACUGCAUCAAAGAAUCCACACAGGGGAAAAGCCAUAUCAGUGCUUGGAGUGUGGAAAAAGCUUCAGUCAGAACUCAGGCCUCACAUCACAUAAAAGGAUUCACACAGGAGAGAAACCAUAUAAAUGCUUAGAGUGUGGAAACAGCUUUAGUCGGAACGCAAACCUCACAUUACAUCAAAGAACCCACACAGGAGAGAAACCAUAUGCAUGCAUGCAAUGUGGAAAGAGUUUCAGUGAGAAUAAAGGGCUCACAUUACAUCAAAGGAUCCAUACAGGCGAGAAGCCAUAUCAGUGCUUUGAGUGUGGAAAAAGCUUCAGUAGGAGUGCAAGCGUAAGAUCGCAUCAAAGAAUACACACAGGGGAGAAACCUUACAAAUGUUUUGAGUGUGGAAAGAGCUUCAACCAGAGCACACAACUCACUACACAUCAAAGGAUUCACACAGGGGAGAAGCCUUAUAAAUGCUUGGAAUGUGGGAAGAGCUUCAGUCAGAGUACUAUACUUACUAUACAUCAAAGAACCCACAGUAGGGAGAAACCAUAUAUGUGCUUGGAAUGUGGAAAGAGCUUCAGUCGAGCUGACCAUGUCAAAUCACAUCAAAGAAUCCACAGAAAGUAGAAACCAUUUAAAGGCCUGGAAUGUGGGAAGACCUUCAAUGUGAGCACAGCUCUUGCAUUCCAUCAAAUAAUCUACAUAGGAGAGAAGCCAUGUCAGUGCUAGGAAUGUGGAAUUAGCUUCAGUUAGAAUUCAAGCCUCACAUCGCAUUGAAGAAUCCACACAGGAAGAAAUCCGAUCACUGUUAGACUGCAGCAAGAGUUUUUGUGGUAAAGCAAGCUUUGAGAAAGACCAAAGAUAUCAUACAGGAGAUAAACAAUAAGCAGCUUUUGAAUAUGGAAAGAGUUUCAGUGUGAGCCCCAAACCCAUAACCUAUUAAAAAAUCUAUACUAGGGGGAUCAUAUAGCUGCUCAGAAUGUGGAAAGAGGUUUGAUCUGAGUGCACACCUCACAUCAAUGAAAGAGAGGGAAAAGCAUAGAAGUGCAAGGAACAUAGGAUGUUAGAGAACAUCCCUGGAUUUAAUUUAAUCCUGUUCCUGGAUGGUCAAAUGGAAAGGGGAAAUAGGAAUGCCUUUUACCAGCUUUGGCUGCUGCACCAGCUGCACCCUAUCCUCAAGGAACCGGACUGGGUUUUGCCACUCACACCUGGCUGAAUUUCUGCUUAGAUUCCUUUCAUGCACUCUGUGAGGUCGUUCACAUGACUGGGUGGUGGGGCGGAUGGGGGGAAGGCUUUGUUUCACUCACCUUCCCUCCAGAUCACGGUUUCUUAACCUUGGGCCCCCAGAUGUUUUAGGACUACAACUCCCAUCAUCCCCAGACAUGGCCUUUUAGGCUGAGGAUGAUGGGAAUUGUAGUCCAACAACAUUUGGGGGGCCCAAGGUUAAGAAACCCUGCUCCAGAUGAUUGAUGAAAUGUUGCUGGGAAUUUUGUCUGCACUCCCACAUGAUCCAUCUUUGGAAAACUGGGACGAUGCAUCUCUGGUUAUCCCACAAUGCACCACAAUCUUGAGUGUGGUGCAUUGGGGAAUUCCGCCCAAGGGACGGGCACUCUAGGCACUCAUCUUUGUGUCUCUUUGAUCUGAACACAGCCGAAGGAGGCACACGACCAGGACGCCUGGCUUAAGGGAGUGCUCGCUCCUUUAACCCCGACUAGGAGCUGGGCUAGGCGGCUCUUCCCGCCUGAUCAGGCCUGAUGCUUGCGGUUCUCAUGCACAACCUAACCCAGGCUGGGCCUCCCCAGCCUGGGUUAGGCUGCGUGUGAGAACAGCCUUUCUGUGGGGCUGACAUAUGAAAAAAUACUGUUGCUGUAUCAUUUUAAUUCUUGAUUACAUUGUUAGCCAUCUUGAAUAUCACUACGUCUCGGAAGGGAAAGAAAUGAGCCCAGAAGACACAGUGAAGAAGACCAAGUGUGUAAAUGAAUUCCAGGAAAGGGGUAAGAUUAUCCUGCAGUUUCCAAAGAGUAGAAAGACACUCAAUGCACCCUUUAAAAUUCGUACAUUUAUUCUGUCGUGUGCUUUUGUGGGCCAUGUUUGGUAGAGGAGGCUCAUCCUAUGAAAAGUGAUUCCACCCCAGACCCUGUUCAGUCCCAGGACUGGAGCUCCCAUCCAGCCCCCUCAUCUCCUCCCCCCCGCAUUUAAAAGUGGGACAAAGCAGCACUGUUAUCCAAUGGCCCGAAGCUGCACACUCUAUGAACCUUUAGUCUGAUGAUGUACCUCCUUUUUGUCUUGUGGACAGAACAUCCAUUUCAUGCUUUUUUCUUACUAAUAAAGGGCAUGAACCCUAGCUAGGCCAUUUGCUUUCGGAUACAGGGAGACAAGGAGAACACGCCUCACUGUAAGGCCUGGGGGCCAGUGGCAGCCCCCAGCAACCCUAAGUGCGGUUCCCUGACCCCUUGUCUUUGGGGCCUGGGUGAAUCUUCAGCUAAAGCCAAGUCCUCUGUGCUGACCCCCUGGCACUGUGCAUGGCCAUUCCAACCAUGCAGUGUUGGGCUUUGCCCAGGACUAGUGGGGCUCCUGUAAGGGAAUUGAGCCUUCGAGCCCCUGCACCAUCUUGGAACGAUCCACAGAAUGCUGGGAGGUGUAGCCCUUCCCAGGGCUUUCUUCCUAGAGCUCUUAGGAGAGCUCUCUGUCUCUCUGAAAGGGUCCUCCUGAAGCAUUGAGAAAAGUGCAGGCCUAUGUGGAGGUUAGCACAGUGGGAAAUGACUCACAUUGAAGGGUUCUUGCGUGUGUUUGUUAUUCCUCUAUGUAUACUGCUUUGGAAAUGUUUGAAGAAAAGUGGUAUAUCAAUUGUUGUUGUUUGCAUAUAUAUAUAUAUAUAUAUAUAUAUAUAUAUAUAUAUAUAUAUAUAUACACACACACACACAUAUACAUACACACACACACACACACACACACACAAACAACAAUUGAUAUACCGCUUUUCAUCAAACAUUUCCAAAGCAGUUUACAUAGAGGAACAGUUUACAUUAUAUAUAUAUAUGGCAUAAAUAAAAUAAAAAUUACUCCCAUUGGGGUGCCCUUGGCUUCUCUCCCAGGUAUUGUGAACUUGGUUUGUAUGGUUUGGAACUGUCAAUGCAGAAAUCAUUGGAGACACACACGGACAGUGUGACACACAUGGGCAUGUGUGGAUAGUUACACGUGGACAGCCUUCCUUCCAGGAAGCAGGCCGAAAAGGAAGUCAAGGGAGACAUUCUUGGUGUAAUAUUUUUUUCUAUGAUGAUCAAAACUGUCCCCUCACAUACAAUCUCUAUUUGACAAUAUAGUACCUGCUCAUGUUUUCCUAGUUAUUACCUUGGUAAAUUUAGGACCAGAAUACUAGUCUCUGGUCCAAAAAUAACCUGAUGGCACUGAUAAACCAUUUCCAGUACACUGCAAGAAGCAUCAAGCAGGGGACUGCAUAAUGCAUCCGAUUAAGAAGUUUGAAACCUCUCUUAGUACAAUACUUCUGAAGUGGUAUUGAUCUCGGUUGGUUUAGUGAAAAAAUAGUCCUUACAAUGUGUAGGAGAUGCAUCAUGUUCCUGGUAAUUAGAGGAGACAAGUGCCUAUUGCCUGCAGGGAAACAGAGUGUCUGCACUUGCUAGAUCCAGAGCUUCUGCUUGUGUGGCUAAGUUUUCCACAGUAACUUGUUCAUGUCUUGAAGCAAGUAAUCUCUUCUGUAACAAAUUCGUAUCGUGUAUGAUAAGAAUUUUCCCCGUCUAAUGGUAAAGCCUGGUAGAGAUUAUAAAUAAUAAAGAGAUUAUACCAGGCCUGGUAGAGAUUAUAAAUGCAUCUCUGAGGGAAGGUAAGAUGCCUCCUAGUCUUAAGGAGUCAAUUAUUCGUCUGCUUCUGAAGAUGCCUACCUUGGAUUCUUCAGGGCUGAGUAACUACAGGCCUGUUCUCCGUGGCUGGGCAAGGUAAUUGAGAGGGUGGUGGCCUCACAGCUCCAGACAGUCUUGGAGGAAACUGAUUGUCUAGACCCAUUUCAGACUGGCUUCCGGGCUGGCUAUGGGGUAGACUCUCCCUUGGUUGGCCUGAUGGAUGAUCUCCAACUGGAAAUUGACAGAGGAAGUGUGACUCUGUUGGUCUUUUUGGACCUCUCAGCGGCUUUCGAUACUAUCAACUAUAGUAUCCUUCUGGAGCGUCUGAGGGGGUUGGGAGUGAGAGGCACUGCUCUGCGGUGGUUCCACUCCUACCUCUCAGGCAGGCUCCAGAUGGUGCCCCUUGGAGACUGUUGUGCUUCAAAAUCUGAACUUUUGUAUGGUGUCCCUCAGGGCUCCAUAUUGUCUCCGAUGUUGUUUAACAUCUACAUGAAACCGCUGGGAGAGAUAAUCAGGAGAUUUGGUGCAGGGUGUUAACAGUAUGCUGAUGACACCCAAAUCUAUUUCUCCAUGACAGCAAUAUUGGGAGAGGGUAUAACCUCCCUAAGUGCAUGCCUGGAGUCGGUAAUGAGGGACAACAAACUGAGACUGAAUCCAGAUAAGAUGGAGGUACUCAUUGUGCGGGGUCAGAACUUGCGAGACAAUUUUGAUGUGCCUGUUCUGGAUGGGGCCACACUUCCCCAGAAGGAACAGGUACGCAGUCUGGGGGUGCUUCUGGAUCCAAGUCUCUCCCUGGUGUCCUAGGUUGAGGCAGUAGCCAGAGGUGCCUUCUAUCAGCUUCGGCUGAUACCCCAGCUGUGUCAGUUUCUUGAGAUAGAUGACCUCAAAACAGUGGUACAUCUGCUGGUAACCUCCAGACUGGAUUACUGUAAUGCGCUCUAUGUGGGGAUGCCUUUGUAUGUAGUCCGGAAACUACAGUUGUCCAGAAUGCGGCAGCCAGUCUGGUCUCUGGGUCAUCUAGGAGAGACCAUAUUACUCCUGUAUUGAAGGAGUUACACUGGCUGCUGAUAUGUUUCCAGGCAAAAUACAAGGUGUUAAUCAUAACCUAUAAAGCCCUAAACAGCUUGGGCCCGGGGUAUUUAAGAGAAUGUCUUCUUCGUUAUGAACCCCACCGCCCAUUGAGAUAAUCAGGAAAGGUCCGUCUGCAUUUGCCACCAGCUCAUCUGGUGGCUGUUCAGGGACGGGCCUUCUCCAUUGCUGCCCCAAGGCUUUGGAAUGUGUUCCCUAGUGAAAUAAGAGCCUCCCCAUCUCUGACAGCUUUUUAAAAGUCUUUAAUGAUGCAUCUGUUCACCCAGGCUUUUAACUGAUACAGUUUUGAUUGUUUUUAAUGUUGUUUUUAGAAUAUUGUUUUAAAAUUUUUAAAUUGUUGUGUUUUAAAUUUCUUGUUUUGGGUUUUAACUAAUGUUUUACUUUUUAAAAAAAAUCUUCUUGUAAAUUGCCCAGAGACGUGGGUUUGAGACGGUAUAAAAAUAUGUAAAAUAAAUAAAUAAUAAAUAAAUUAGUUAAAUAAAGCCUUA